Molecule: messenger RNA, 3644 nt
Organism: Oncorhynchus nerka (sockeye salmon)
Lineage: Eukaryota; Metazoa; Chordata; Actinopteri; Salmoniformes; Salmonidae
Product: zinc finger protein ZFP2-like
Exons: 2
Coding region: 178-1401 (407 amino acids)
Biological process (GO): regulation of transcription by RNA polymerase II
Molecular function (GO): RNA polymerase II cis-regulatory region sequence-specific DNA binding; DNA-binding transcription factor activity, RNA polymerase II-specific
Source: RefSeq, a predicted model, not a curated record
UGCUCCCAAGAAAGAACACAGUUAUCAAAGAUGGCGAAACAUUGAUAACAAUAAGCCAUAUGUUCUUUACAAGUAUGACUAUUUCGUGAAUAAGCUGCUGCUGCAAAAAAAAAACCCGUUUAGAAUCUAAAUAGAUUAAGUAUUUGUGACCGGUUUAAAAAAAAACAAGGGCUUAAAAUGUCUGAGACGAGUGUUUUGCAUCAACGGAUAAGCUCCGUCAUGGACAUUCUAGCCUCCGCUGCCGUGACAGAGAUUUGCAAAUUAGUAGAGGAUUGUUGUGGAGCGUUAAGUGUAGAAGUCUCUCAAAGCAAAGAGCAAAUCAAAAUGCUAGAGAAGCAACUCAGCCUGACCGAGUCGAGGUACAUGUCGGUGAGUGGCAAAGGACAGACGCUUGUUACCAGUGGUUCAUCGAGAACCAACAGUCCUUCCGGCAAUUCCCCCGCGGCUGAUGAUGAAGAUUUCCAGCAAUUCAUUGUCUCUGAAGUGGAGUUUCCCCCUGAGCAGCAGCAUUAUAAGCAGGAUUGGAGCCCCAGUCUGGGGCAAUAUAAUUGGAACCCCAUACAGAUUAAAGAGGAAGACGAGGAAUUCAGCAUCAUUCAGGAGGAGGAAGACUCUGUAUUCACUCCUGCCUGGGUGAAAAGUGACUAUGAUCAGUACCCAACUCAGUCCUCCCAAACCCAAAGUGAAGAAUACAAAGACACAAUGGCCUCUACUGAAGAGAUCAAAACAGAAUCGAAGGAAGACUAUUCCUCAGAGCCAACCAGUGACUCUCAUCCUCAGUGCAAAUUGAAGAAGACAUGGACAGAAAAAGGACAAAGCUCGAAUGGUAGAAAAUCCAUGGAUCUGAAAUCUCCAGUGCAAAGAAGUCGCACAGAAGAUAAAUCAUUUUGCUGUAGUGAUUGUGGUGAAUGUUUUACUCAGGUCGGAACACUGGAUUCUCAUAUGAGGACCCACACACGGGAGAAGUUGUAUCACUGUCAAGAUUGUGACAAAGUAUUCACUCGGCUUGACCGCUUCAAAUUGCAUAGGAAGGCCCACACAGGAGAGAAACCGCAUCGCUGUGGUGAAUGUGGCAAAUGUUUUUCUCAAGUUGGAUAUCUGAACUAUCACAUAAAGACUCACACAGGGGAGAAACCGCAUCGCUGUCAUGAUUGUGGCAAAUGUUUUUUUCGAGUUGGUGAGCUGACACUUCAUAGGAGGAUUCACACAGGCGAGAAACCACAUCGCUGCCUGGUCUGUGGCAAAUGUUUUGCUCGUCCUAGUAAUUUGAGUAGUCACAUUAGGAUUCACACAGGGGAGAAAUCGUAUAGCUGUCAUUGUGGCAAAUAUUUUCGUCAUAAAGGUAAUCUGACAACGCAUAUGAGGAUUCACACGAGGGAAAUCACAUCAUUGUCGCUAUAGUAGCAGAUCUUUCAGAACUGGCGUUAGUCACAUGAGUUCAUAUGAGGAUAAUCACAUGAGCGAUAAACUAUAUUGCUGUCAGGAUUGUUGUAAAUAUUUCACUAAUUGUUUGAAUUGGCUGGGACGUCGGAAAGGAGAGACCACAUUACUGCCACGACUAGAAAAUAUUUCACGACUGCCUUUUUUUGACAUUGUGUAUGAGACAUUCACACGGGAGGAAUCUUACAAGUGUCUGUCAAAUGCUUAAGUGCCGGAAGUGCAUUGAAUUGUCUUCAGAAUACACACUGAGAAGAGACAAUAUAGGCUAAGUGAUGAUUGCUUCAAAACAAAGGCUUUAGCAGACACAGGGAGAGAAUGCACGGGAACAUGACUGUGCCCUGUGUAGGGAAGGGCAUCAGACAGACAAGUUAAAUCAAAUCAAAUCAAAUUUUAUUUGUCACAUACACAUGGUUAGCAGAUGUUAAUGCGAGUGUAGCGAAAUGCUAUUGUUACUAUUGUUCAUAGUUUUUAACUUGAUUAUAUUAGUCUCGUUUUAUAACUUUCCAUGUGAACCCUGCCAGGCAAUCACUGCACAAUAUCUGUCAAAUAAUUGGUCCAACGAUAGUGAUACAAUUAUCUUGAUCUGAUGAAAUCCACGUUGACGCAAGCUGUAACCGAGUCUAGCUCAAACGGUCACUUAAACUGGUCCUAUUGAAUCCAGUAGAGACCAUUAGAUUCCAGUUCAGCCCACUAGACACCAGUAGCCAUUCUCUACCUGAACAAACCUAGAGAAUUGAUACAUUGUUUAUGUACGCAUGUAUAAUACCUACUUCGUGUGUAGUUAUUGUGUGUUUUUAGCCCCCUAUUGAGUACUGUCUUCCUUGUAAAUCAUGAUAAAACAUUAUGGAAAAGUUAUGUAAUGAUUUAUUGAAAAGAGUGGGAGCCCUGUUAAAAAAAAAAAUCAGAAUUACUUCAAGGUCUAUGUGUUUUAUAACUAGUAUAAGAUAUGUUGAUAAUACAAUCAUUCUAGCCUUUAUUAUUAAUUUGACAGUUUCACGUGACAUGACUAACUUUGAAAUAUUUACACUGGACCCGAAAGUGCUUCAUUACUCCUGUUGGCUUCACGGGUGACAGAACAUAACACAAGCUAGCCAUUGGCAUUAUCUGAAAAAUAUCUAAAUUGGAGUUGUUGAGAGUGAUUUUUAACCAGGUGCUGUGGAUGAGAUAUUCAAAGCAUUUGCAAAAACGAUAUCAGAGUAACAGUUACCAGGACAACGUUUAUCUAUCGAAAGAGGACAACGGACGUCUACAGGGGCUGCUUGAAGUCAUCCUGAAAUCUGAGAUAAAGGUUUAUAGUGCAGGUUUGUAACUUUGUUUUCUGUUAUUCAACAUUCAUUUUUAGGAACAUUGACAAUGUUGACGGUUUAAUUCAGUUAGCAGGAAGAUAGGCUACAUCUAGCAAGCUCACGCUGUGUCACUAGCAGCUCGGCCUCUGCAUCAUUUAUAGCUUGAACAACCGCUAGUGAUCGCUGCAAGGUUAUUCUAGUUUUGUUAUUUAAUAUUCAUUUUUUAUUUUGAUUAGAAAUAGUUUUUAGACUUGAUUUGCUAGUUUUUAUUUUGUUUGUUUUGAUAGAAAUGUUUAUUUCGUUUUUAUAUUUAGUAGCCUAUGUGUGGGAGGCCAGGAGAAAUUUGUUGUUUUAGGAUGUCACUUCUGGGCGCUGUAAUAUAUAAGUUGAUGGGCCUGGACCAUAGACAUAACAUCUCUGUGUCACGAUGGCAUCUGUGAGAGAAUGGGCAGUGCCGUUGAGGCCAUCUCAUCUAAAAAGUCACUUUUCUUCUUCAUGAGUAAAAUUCAUAGGGUGAUUAUUCCUAAUGACCUGGCAUCAGGACUCCAACUGGGUCAUCAGGAAGGAACAGACAAUGAAUUGGGACGUUAAUGAAAUCAAAAUGGUGAAAGUCCUCAAAAACACUGCCCAGGCUUUUAGCCAGUAGAGACGACUCCAUGCAACUUGACGGCUGGGACAUAGGUUUGGUUUCAAUUAUAAAACAAUCCGAAUGUGACUUGGAUUUAAAGGAUAAGCCCCUGGUGAAAUAACUCUUUCCAAAGUUUACACCAAUCCAAUGCCUUUUUAACUUUAGUAAUAGUUUGUUAGAAUAAUUACGUUCCUUAACCUGACAGAGAGGAAAAAACAAAUGAAGGUUAUGGCACAUUUGACAUGCUAUGUUUAUGUAAUAUUAAACAUGUUCAGUGCAUUCGGAAAGUA